AAAUCACAUUCAUUGACAAAAAUAUAAAAUCUCAAAACUUUAAGAUCUCUUCAAAGUUUCGAUUUUUUUUGUUUUUGUUUCUAUUUGCUUAUAAUUGUUAAAACGUUACAGCGAUGUCAGGGUACCCUCCGACGAGCCAAGGUUACGGUUACGGAUACGGCGGCGGAAAUCAACCACCACCACCUCAACCUCCUUACUCAUCCGCCGGAAACAAUCCUCCUUACGGAUCAUCGACCUCCUCAGCUCCUUACGCAGUUCCCUACGGCGCUCCGUCGGCACCGAAACCAUCUUCGUCCUCUUCCGCGCCUCCGUACGGAUCUUCGCCUCAAUCUUCGUCAUACGGAGCUCCGUCAGCUCCGUACGCGCCUUCUGACUACAAUAAGCCGCCAAAGGAGAAACCUUACGGAGGCGGCUACGGAGCUCCUCCACCGCCUGGACCUUCUGAUUACGGGAGUUACGGUGCUGGGCCUCGUCCGUCUCCGCCUCCCGGUCACGGUGGAGGAUACGGAGCUACUCCACCGCCUGGGAUUUCUGAAUACGGGGGUUACGGUGGUCCACCUCGUCCAGCGUCGUCUGCUCACAGCGGCGGCGGAUAUGGAGGUUAUCCUCCCCAAGCCUCUUAUGGAAGUCCCUUUGCUUCUCUGAUUCCGUCAGGUUUUGCUCCGGGAACGGAUCCGAAUAUAGUGGCUUGCUUUCAAGCUGCGGAUCAGGAUGGUAGUGGCUUCAUUGAUGAUAAGGAGCUUCAAGGAGCUCUCUCCUCUUAUCAACAGAGAUUCAGUAUGAGAACUGUUCAUCUUCUUAUGUAUCUUUUCACCAACAGCAAUGCCAUGAAGAUCGGACCUAAAGAGUUUACCGCACUUUUCUACAGUCUUCAGAACUGGAGGUCUAUUUUUGAGAGGUCUGAUAAGGACAGAAGCGGCAGAAUAGAUGUGAAUGAGCUGAGAGAUGCGCUUUUGAGCCUUGGGUUUUCGGUUUCCCCGGUGAUUUUGGAUCUGCUGGUUUCCAAGUUUGACAAAAGCGGAGGCAAGAACAGGGCCAUCGAAUAUGACAAUUUCAUUGAGUGUUGUCUCACUGUUAAGGGGCUGACAGAGAAGUUCAAGGAGAAGGACACAGCCUACUCAGGCUCAGCUACUUUCUCCUACGAAACCUUCAUGCUCACCGUCCUUCCCUUCCUCAUCGCUUAAGUUUUUAUAAUGGUAACCUGUCUGUGCAUCCUGAGUUUUUAUUUUUGUAUGUUCUUCGUUGUUUGAAUGCUAUUGUGAAUGGAACUACAAGAAGCUUUUCCUGUGUACUUGGACGUAAGAGUUAAAAAUGUGAAAAUGUAAAGAUCUUGUGUUAUAAAAUAAUCAGACAACUCAUUAUGGUUGGAUAUUA
Molecule: messenger RNA, 1374 nt
Organism: Capsella rubella
Lineage: Eukaryota; Viridiplantae; Streptophyta; Magnoliopsida; Brassicales; Brassicaceae
Product: probable calcium-binding protein CML50
Exons: 5
Coding region: 114-1184 (356 amino acids)
Molecular function (GO): calcium ion binding
Source: RefSeq, a predicted model, not a curated record